AUGUCUUCCGAUUAUAGUCAUGAUGAUCCUAAUAACCUUAAUAUUCUUAUAACAGAUACCAAAGUGACAACUGAAGAGGAUAAUAAAAAUUUUAUUAACUCCGAUGCGAAAAAUACUGAAAGUAUUGACAUUGAUAUCCCUGAAGUAACAACUAGAAGAUAUCAAAAUUUCCAACAAAGAUACAGUCAAAAAAGGAAAUCUAUAGUUAGUUCUGGUCAUAAAAAGCGUAAUAAAUAUAAAGAGCAGCAUGAAAAUAUUAAUUCUAAUAUAGAAACUGAUAUAAAUAACUCAAAUCAAUCAAAUGGUACAGAAACCAAAUCUUUUCCUCAUACAUAUAAUCGUUAUUCAAAAGAUCUUGAUAUAACAAGUAAAAAUGAUGAUAGUAAUAUACAAAAUAUCACUACAAGUACCGAAACUAAUAAAUAUAAAAGAUUUAGAUCAAGAUAUCAUAAGAAAAAUGAUUUACCCAAAGAUGACAAUGCUACUAUUAGUGAUAUAACAAAUACAGAACCUCACGUAUCCUUGACGAGUAAAUUUAGAAUAAAACCUAGAAAUAAUCGACGAAAGCUUAAUAACGAAUUAAAUUCAAAUUAUACAACGAUUAGCGAUAAAAAUGAUGAAACAACUACUACAGAAAUUUCAGUAACCACAGAAAAAUAUAGUAGAUAUCGAUUUCGUCACCGUUUUACUACCACAAAAAGUACUACUGAAGUCUCUGAAACAACUAGUCCUCCAACAAUACAUCCAAAUAACUCUUUACCUCCAAAAAAAUUAAAUAAUAUAUACGCACAUAAAAAACAUAGACGUGGUAGAAAUAAACAUAUUUCAACUAAUAAACAAGAAAAUAAUGAUAUUGAAGUUAGUAGUACUACUAAUAAAGAAGACUUGGUAUCUACCACUGUAGCAACUGCUGAGUUUACUACUAAAGUUAUCAGUUCAAAUCCAAACAAAACUGUGAGUGGUACUAAAAGACUUAGAUUGCGUGCUAAAUUUGGGAGAAGGACGAAUCUUACAACGAAUUUUAAACAUAUUGAGACUACGACAAAUUCUGUUAACACAACUGAUGAGGAAACUAUUGAAAGUACUAUAACAUCAACUCCAAAUAUUCCUCUUCAAGAGAAAUAUAAACAGUAUAGGAAAUUAUUUGAUCACUCACGACACAAUCAAGCUGAACAAAUUAAAGUAGAUUCGAAUGAUACUUUUUUGAUUAAAUCUAGUGGAGACGAUAUUGUAAAUAAACCUUUACAAAUAGAAGAAAAACAUAUAAACGAUUCAAAAUUUACACACGAAGAAAUAAAUCCUUUUCAAAAUAAUGUUACUGGAACAGAAGCACCUAGCGAAGAAAUUGUAACAUUAAAUAACGUUGAAACUACAACUGGUGGUCUAAGACUUCAUACAGAAAAUACAGAAGUUGAUAAACGAAACGAUUCGAGUUUAGAACAAGGUUUAUUGAGAUCAACUCAGGAACCUAGUCUUAUGAAAUCUAACACUGAUGAACAUGUCAUCAAUUUGGAAAUGUUAGAAGCACCGAAAACUUUAGAAGUAAUCAAUUCAGAUGAAAAUUCUACUGUGAGUAGGAGAAAACGAAGGGAAAGUGAGAAAUUCGAUGCCGUAGAUGGAGCGUUCGAAGGCAACAUUACUGAACCAAAGGAUAAAUUAAUCGAUUUAUUUGGACCAACUAACGAUACCGACUCAGAAAUAGAUUAUGGAAAUGAUUCUUCAAAAGAUGUUAGUGUAACUGGAAUAAGCGAUAGCGAAUUGCACUCAAUGCAAGAUUAUAUUGAUAAUAGAACAGCCGAAGAAGAAGUUACCAUAACUGUCGUUCCUAUAUUAAAUUUGAAUGAAAACGUUGGAGGAAUACAAACAAUGGCAACUAAUUUUGAUACGACAGAAAGUGUUACAGAAAGUUAUGUUGAUACAAGUAACUAUGGAAACGUAAAUAAUCAAACCGAUGUGAAUUUAUCGGAGGAGGAAACUACAACAGAUAUUAUUCAUAAUAUAAAAGAAACUAAUGAAACAUCAAUAGAUUUAAUUAAUGAAACGGUUGAAGAAACUACUGAAUCAGAUGAAGAUGACACGACAUACAAAUAUGAAGAUAUUGGAUUUACCGUCGACUGGAGUAGUACAUCAAAUACUGAAGAUAUACCGGAAAAAGUUAAUGAUACCAGCAAUAUAAUGGUGUUAGCUAAUAUUAAAAAUGAAACAGAUAUCCGGAAAGAAAAAAAUUCGCUUGUUAACGAUACCGUUAGAGAUGCUACUAAUAUCGGCUUAUUGAUACAAGCUAAGAAUAACACAAAUUACAUUGCUCUAAAAGUUAAUGCUAGUGAAAACGCUGCCAAUAUGAUGUUGAACUUUACUUGGCCAUCUACAGAUGACAUAACCAAUAGACUUACGUUAAAUCUGAUGAAGAAGUCAAAUCAGUACGUCAUCAAUUCAGUUCAAUUGUAUCUUGUGAAAGAAGGGAAUGUAACCGUUUUGACAUCGAACGUAUCUCAGCCGCACACAAUCGGAGAAGCAGGUUCAUUAUAUUUGGACCCGAAAGAUGGUGUUAAGAUAGUUUUUUCAAAUGGUGGUUUUUUCACGUCUUCAAAAGGUAAUAACCAAACAGAAGAACUGUCUGCUGACAAGAAAGGAAAACGUAUACAAGUGGAAAUUAUUGUUGGUACUGUGUUAUUGACGUCUCUGGUAUUUCUGCUUAUUUUCGCAGCUUAUAAACUUUUUCGAUUAAGGAAAAAACAAGAAGACAUGAUGACAGCGGGACUCUAA
This is a messenger RNA of Diorhabda carinulata, 2766 nucleotides long. RefSeq lists its product as uncharacterized. Bases 1 to 2766 code for a protein of 921 amino acids. The record is from RefSeq and is a predicted model, not a curated record. Lineage: Eukaryota; Metazoa; Arthropoda; Insecta; Coleoptera; Chrysomelidae. The transcript is spliced from 6 exons.